Messenger RNA from Mauremys mutica (yellowpond turtle), 4462 nucleotides. RefSeq names its product PHD finger protein 14 (gene PHF14). NCBI's taxonomy places the organism in Eukaryota, Metazoa, Chordata, Testudines, Geoemydidae. The coding region runs from base 110 to 3157 and encodes 1015 amino acids. The transcript is spliced from 20 exons. Gene Ontology annotation, biological process: regulation of transcription by RNA polymerase II. The record is from RefSeq and is a predicted model, not a curated record.
CAGGCACAGCAGCUCCCAGCGGAGACACCGGGCUGCGGAAGGGCAGGGGCGUCAUGGAAGCUUGAACAGCUUCACUGUCCCCUAAUGCGCCUGUGCGGGCGUUGUGCGCAUGCUCAGUGGGGGCGAGCCGGAGGAGCAAAGCCUGCCCUACGCUGUGGCCGGGAUCUGCAUCCGGGUCGCGGCUUGCGGCUGUGCCCAUUGUCUGGGUUACCGGCCCGGACUCCGCCAGCGCCGGGGCCCUGCGCUGAGGAGCCUGAGGGGUGGGAAGGGGACCGGCGCGUCUGCCGCCGCCGCCGCCCGAGCCCGCCCUUCGCCUCCUUGUCCCGCCGCCGGCUUUAUGGAUCGCAGUUCGAAGAGGAGACAAGUGAAGCCUUUGGCAGCUUCACUGCUGGAAGCUUUAGAUUAUGAUAGCUCAGAUGACAGUGAUUUUAAGGUUGGAGAUGCCUCAGAUUCUGAAGGAAGUGGUCGUGGGAGUGAAGAUGCAUCAAAGGACAGUGGUGAAGGUUCCUGUAGUGAAUCAGAAGAAAAUGUCUUGGAGGAAGAAUUGGCAGAAGUGAAAGUAGAGGAAGAACAGCAACCAAAAACUUCUGCUGGAGAAACGAUGCUUACAACAGAGAAAGAGGUGAUUAAGACUGAAAAAAAAGAACAGGAGGAGGAAGAUGAGAAGCCAAAAAAGAAAAAAGAAAAGGAGAAAGAAAAAGCAACUGAAUCUGCUGCUGCUGCUGCUGCUGAUGAGCAGACAAGUGAACCAAAAAAGUGGAAUUUGCGUAGGAACCGACCUCUGCUGGAUUUUGUAUCAAUGGAAGAACUAAAUGAAAUGGAUGAUUAUGACAGUGAGGAUGACAACGACUGGCGACCUACUGCUGGGAAGAAGAAGGGAAAAACUGCACUGCGGAAAGAGGGAAGUGAUGGAGAUAAUGAGGAGGAUGAAGAUGAUGGAAGUGGUAGCGAUGAGGAUGACAAUGAUGAGGAAGGCAAUGAGGAUAACAGCAGCACUGCUAGUGAUGGUGGAUCCAAGAAAAAGAAAAAUAAAGUUCUUAGCAGGAAUAGUGCUGAUGAUGAGGAGCUGACAAAUGAUAGCCUGGCUCUUUCACAAAGCAAGAGUAAUGAGGACUCUCUGAUCCUUGAAAAGUCUCAAAACUGGACCUCCCAGAAAAUGGACCAUAUUCUGAUUUGCUGUGUUUGUCUUGGGGAUAACAGUGAAGAUGCUGAUGAAAUAAUCCAAUGUGACAAUUGUGGAAUAACAGUGCAUGAAGGUUGCUAUGGUGUUGAUGGGGAGAGUGAUUCUAUUAUGAGCUCAGCUUCAGAAAACUCCACUGAACCUUGGUUUUGUGAUGCAUGCAAAUGUGGGGUAUCUCCUAGCUGUGAACUGUGUCCCAAUCAAGAUGGAAUCUUCAAGGAGACCGAUGCUGGCAGGUGGGUCCACAUUGUUUGUGCCCUCUAUGUUCCAGGAGUGGCAUUUGGCGAUAUUGACAAGCUGCGGCCAGUAACGCUUACUGAAAUGAACUAUUCUAAGUAUGGUGCCAAGGAAUGCAGUUUUUGUGAAGACCCUCGUUUUGCCAGAACUGGUGUUUGCAUUAGUUGUGAUGCUGGCAUGUGUAGAGCUUAUUUCCAUGUGACCUGUGCUCAGAAAGAAGGCCUGCUGUCAGAAGCAGCAGCUGAAGAGGACAUAGCAGAUCCUUUUUUUGCUUAUUGUAAACAGCAUGCAGACCGGUUAGACAGAAAAUGGAAACGGAAGAACUACUUGGCUUUACAGUCUUAUUGUAAAAUGUCCUUGCAGGAAAGAGAGAAACAGCUCUCACCAGAAGCGCAGGCCCGAAUCAAUGCCAGACUGCAGCAGUAUCGUGCCAAGGCAGAAUUAGCUCGUACCACCAGGCCUCAGGCAUGGGUUCCCCGGGAGAAGCUGCCACGACCACUCACUAGCAGUGCUUCAGCCAUACGUAAGCUGAUGCGCAAAGCUGAAUUAAUGGGAAUUAGUACAGACAUCUUUCCAGUGGACACUUCAGAUACCAGUUCCAGUGUGGAUGGAAGGAGAAAACAUAAGCAACCGGCUCUGACUGCUGAUUUUGUGAAUUAUUAUCUUGAGAGAAACAUGCGCAUGAUUCAGAUCCAAGAAAAUAUGGCUGAACAGAAGAAUAUUAAAGAUAAACUAGAAAAUGAGCAAGAAAAACUUCAUGUGGAAUAUAACAAGCUGUGUGAGUCCUUGGAAGAGCUACAAAAUAUGAAUGGAAAGCUACGAAACGAAGGGCAAGGAAUAUGGACUCUACUGGGUAGAAUCAUUGGGCAGAAAUUGAACAUACCAGCAAUUUUACGAGCACCCAAGGAGAGAAAACCAAGUAAAAAGGAAGGAGGAACACAAAAGACGUCCACGCUUCCAGCAGUACUUUAUAGUUGUGGAAUUUGUAAGAAGAACCAUGAUCAGCACCUCCUCUUACUGUGUGAUACCUGUAAACUACAUUAUCAUCUUGGCUGUCUGGACCCUCCUCUUACAAGAAUGCCAAGGAAGACUAAAAACAGUUAUUGGCAGUGCUCAGAGUGUGACCAGGCAGGCAGCAGUGACAUGGAAGCAGAUAUUGCCAUGGAAACCUUACCAGAUGGGACCAAGAGAUCAAGGAGGCAGAUUAAAGAACCAGUGAAAUUUGUUCCACAGGAUGUGCCACCAGAACCAAAGAAGAUUCCAAUCAGAAACACGAGAACUAGAGGACGAAAACGAAGCUUUGUGCCUGAAGAAGAAAAGCCUGAGGAACGUAUUCCUAGAGAAAGACGACAAAGGCAGUCUGUUCUACAAAAGAAACCCAAAUCAGAGGAUUUAAGAACCGAAUGUGCUACAUGCAAGGGGACUGGAGACAAUGAAAAUCUAGUCAGGUGUGAUGAAUGCAGGCUCUGCUACCAUUUUGGUUGUCUGGAACCUCCUUUGAAAAAAUCUCCAAAACAGACAGGCUAUGGAUGGAUUUGUCAAGAGUGUGAUUCUACUUCCUCUAAAGACUCCGAACCGUCAAAUGAAGUGGUCUCAGAGGCCCCAGGUAAUGUGGUACCCUCUACCUCAAGAAGCAGCUCUGAAGAGCUGGUAGCGGUGGCACAGAAACAUCCAGAAGAGGUCUAUAAAAUUCUUGCCCAUAGUUUGGAUGAGGAACUGAGGCAGAGAGAGACAAAGUGACUUUUCCAAGGUCACACAGGUAACCUGCGUCAGAACAGGAAACACAACCUAGGUCUCUUGUACCUAGGCUAGGGUUCCAACCAUUACACCAUCCUCCCUCUGUGUUUGGGUUUUCAUGUAAACCAGAACACUUUAUAGCACCCAAAUUUCAAUGUAUUUUUGUUUGUUUGUUUGUUUUAUUGAGACUGAGUAACAUUUCUUGUUUUGUAAAACAAAAUGUGUACAGUAUGAAGAUAGGACAGUGUGUACUGUGAAUGUGUUUGCAGGAAGGACUCUUUCUGUUGAGGUGGGUUACAAGUUGUCCCUUUAAAUAUUUUUUCAAGAUGCCAAAAUUUAUACUUUGGAGGUCAACAUUUUGUACUGGACACAAGAUACUAUUCAUUCCUAUGGAAACGGGCAUUAUGAUGUCACUUCAUUUAUUCAAUAUGCUCCAGAGGAGCUCACAGUGAAUUAUGAGCCCUACUCCUGGAGCUGAAGCUGUAGAAUAUUGUAAGCAUGCUGCUGCCUGACAUGCUCAUGUUUCCUAUUUUAGACCUGACUGAUCUUCAGAUAACAUAUGGUGGUACAAGUAAUUGGAAAAUUGGCAGACCUGUCAAGAAAAUAUGCUAGAUGGGACAAAAAUACGAUGCUGCAGCACAUAAAGUGUCUCUGAAGUUAAAUUUAUUGUCUUUUAUCAAAUGGUGAAGUAAACGUAUCUGGUCUAAAAAAAAAUGAAACAUUUUUCAAUGGCAGAUGCUAUUCAAAAGUAAUUUCCAGGACAGUGAUGAAAGUUCUUGCAUUUUAAAAGCAAUUUCGUGGAAACCUCCAGUCAAGAACCAAGGGGAGGUAUGAAAUAGCAUCCACUACAAAAGUUUAAAUAUCAUAAAAUUUCACCUUUUAUGUGUUAGAGGCAUCUUUCUUUGUGUAAUGAGUCUCAAAGCAGCUAAAUUAGUUGACACUGCAGGUAAAAAUUUUCUAUUUAAUUUUUGAUUAAGAUCACAUUUCUAAUUAUUAAAAUUGUGCACUUAUUGUAACUUCAGCAUUUAUCAGUCAUGUAAAAGAAUCUCAAAGAAAGGUAUGGACAGGUUUGUUUCUGUAUAUGUUUUUUUGAACAUAUGAACAGCUCUGCAGAAUGUGUAUCUCUUCAGAAACUCCAGUAAUGCUUUUUUAUUUUGUUUUAUAGGAAGAUGAAAAUGAAGCUAAGGAAGAAAAUCCAUCCCAAGACCUGAACAUGGAACAGAAAAAUUCAAAAAAAUAGAAGAUUGCUGUUAUGUUUGAAAUAUUUGCAAGUUGUGUAACAGCAGUUAAAGUUUCUCAUUGUAAAAU